AUGAAGGGCAGGAGGGACAUGUCCCCAGGUGAGGAGUCCAGCAAGGACUUGGAUUCCAACUCCCAUCACUCACCUGGGGAGCCGUCUACCUCUGCCCUUGCUACUCCAGGGGGCGCUGCUGAGACGGAGGGGAAGGCCAGAGAGAAGGACAGUGAAGAGGAGUGGGACAGAGAGAAAGGUGAAGAGUGGCAGCUGAAAGUGCAGGACAGAGGUCGAGGGCUGAUUAAGGAGUCUCUCCUCAAGUUUGGAAACGAACUUGGGGAGGACUCCGUAAAGGACAAAAAGAAGAAAAAGAAGAAAAAGAAGAAAAAGAAAAACAUCGCCCGGCGUCAGCCUGAGACCUCUGUCAGGGGGUCUGGAGAUUCCACAGAGGAGGGUGAGUGCUCAAAUGCUGAGUAUAUGUACAAUGAUGAUGUUCAGGCCUUGCAGAAGCCUGGGGCCAGGGAUACUAACCCUGCAGGUGGCAACACCUGUAUGCCCAAGAAACCUGCACAACCUGCCUCUGUGGAAGUAUCUGGGCCCCCCGCCGCCCUCCAUGGUGACAGGGAGACCAUCCCCGCCGGUACUAUGGCGUGUACCGGUGAUCCCAUGGAGGGGUCCUUCCCUUGCUCCCUUCCCACUCCCUCCCUUACCUGCCUUCCCUCUGACCUUCCUCUCCGUGUGGCUGGUACCUCUGCCUCCUGUCCUCAGGUGGCUGCUGGGCAGGAUGGCACUGGAUGGAGCAGUCUGGAGCAGGGUGAUGGCCCUCCUUUUUCCUCUGCUCCCUUGGAGCAAGCUUGA
Molecule: messenger RNA, 780 nt
Organism: Pelobates cultripes (western spadefoot toad)
Lineage: Eukaryota; Metazoa; Chordata; Amphibia; Anura; Pelobatidae
Source: the annotation of a GenBank genome assembly